This is a messenger RNA of Lotus japonicus, 1371 nucleotides long. RefSeq names its product plant cysteine oxidase 4-like. The coding region runs from base 358 to 1077 and encodes 239 amino acids. Lineage: Eukaryota; Viridiplantae; Streptophyta; Magnoliopsida; Fabales; Fabaceae. The record is from RefSeq and is a predicted model, not a curated record. The transcript has 6 exons. Gene Ontology annotation, molecular function: oxidoreductase activity, acting on single donors with incorporation of molecular oxygen, incorporation of two atoms of oxygen.
CUCAUAUCAUAUUUGUUGUUUUUUCACCUUCCUUCCUUCUACUCUUUCCACUUCUGUUCCUCGUUUUUACCUUUGUGGCAGCGAUCCCUCACUCUCUUCAACCCCUUCAAUCUUCAUCUAACCCUUCUCAGUUCUCCCCUCAGUCAUGGGUUACGCAGGCCCAUAAAAAAAUUACCUGUGUGGGAACAUCUACAGCUAUUCAGAUUCAUUACCCGUUGGUUUGGUUGAGACUAAAAUACAGUUAUUGUCCAAUUGUAUAUCAGUCUCAAUUGCAAUUGAUAAGCUGCUUACAAGGUGUCAUCACUGUGCUGAAUUUGGGGCUGUGUUCUGAGUAGAUAAGUCGAUACACCUUUGAAGAUGCCGUUUUAUUUACAGAGACUUUAUAGGCUAUGCAAAGCGUCCUUUUCGCCUGAUGGACCUGUGUCAGAAGAAGCUAUCGCUAAAGUCCAGGAGAAGUUAGAAAAAAUCAAGCCAAUAGAUGUUGGUCUCGAACAGGAGGCACAAGUGGUUCGUAAUUGGUCUGCUUCAGCGCUUGAAUGUAAUGGGAACCAUCAGCCACCAGCACCGAUAAAAUACUUGCAUUUGCAUGAAUGUGACAGCUUCUCUAUUGGAAUCUUUUGUAUGCCCCCAUCAUCUGUUAUUCCUCUCCAUAAUCAUCCUGGAAUGACAGUGUUAAGCAAGCUCUUGUAUGGUUCAGUGCAUGUUAAAUCCUAUGACUGGGUCGAGUUCCCAGGCCCAACUGAUCCAUCUGAAGCUAGAGCUGCAAAGCUUGUCAAAGAUAAAGAGAUGACAGCACCAACUCGAACAACAGUUCUUUAUCCUACCCUUGGAGGAAACAUACACUGUUUUCGUGCCAUCACUCCUUGUGCAAUCUUUGACAUAUUAUCUCCACCUUACUCUUCAGACAAUGGAAGACACUGCUCUUACUUCCAGAAAUCCUCAAGGAAAGAUCUUCCAGAAACUCUUGAGAUGAAUGGAGUUACCGUCUCUGACGUGACUUGGUUGGAAGAAUUUCAACCUCCUGAUGAGUUUGCGAUCCGGAGAGGGCUGUACAGAGGUCCAGUGAUUAAAACUUGAACAUUUUCUACAUUGAAAAGAAAGAUUUGGCUUCUUAUAAUUAGGUUAUAACAAAGGGGAUUUGUGGAAUGUGCUGUCAAAAUGCCAAUGCAAUAAUUUUAUUCUUUUGUUUGGCUCAUGUCAGUUAGGCAUUUGGGAUGUACAUAACAGGGCACUGUUGUAGUCUCUCUUAAGUCACUGACUCAGCUUAAUGGAGUAGAUUAGUUACGGAAUUUUAAAAUAGACCUCAAUUAUGAUGAGUUUGGCUUGUUAAAUUUUGUUUUGUUGCUGUUAACAAUAAGGGAAUUUUGUUUA